This is a messenger RNA of Tilletiopsis washingtonensis, 1422 nucleotides long. RefSeq names its product Creatinase/aminopeptidase. NCBI's taxonomy places the organism in Eukaryota, Fungi, Basidiomycota, Exobasidiomycetes, Entylomatales. The record is from RefSeq and is a predicted model, not a curated record. The annotation marks the transcript as partial. The transcript has 11 exons.
CAUGUCUGCCGACGCCGCCACCACGCCCGCCGCUGCGGCACCCAAGGAGGAGUCCUUCGCCGACUCCAUCCUCACCAAGUACAAGACGGCUGGUGAGAUUGCCGCCUCGGCGCUCGCCGAGGUCGUCAAGAAGGCCGUCGAGGGCGCCACGCUGCUCAGCCUCUGCCAGGCCGGCGACGCCGCCGUCGAGGCCGGCACGGCGGGCGUGUACAAGAGCGACAAGAAGAUGGCCAAGGGCUCCGCUUUCCCCACCACCAUCUCGAUCAACAACGUCAUCUGCAACUGGGCGCCGCUGCCCUCUGACGCCGAGUCGUCCAAGACGCUCGCCACGGGCGAUGUCGUCAAGAUCCAGCUCGGCGCCCAGCUCGACGGCUACCCGGCCGUCGCUGCCGAGACGAUCGUCGUCGGCGCCGACGCCUCGAAGCCGGUCACCGGCAAGACGGCCGACGCUAUCCGCGCCGCCUGGGUCGGCGCUGAGGUCGCGCUGCGGAGCAUGAAGGUCGGCGCCACCAACACGGAGGUGUCGAAGAAGGUGGAGGACGCAAUUAAGGAGCUCGGCUGCCGCGCCGUCGAGGGCAUGCAGACGAACCAGUUCGAGAAGGACGUCAUUGACGGCAAGAAGAAGGUCGUGCUCGCCCCGGAGCCGAGCAGCCGGCCCGACACGAUCAAGCUGGAGGAGAACGAGGUGUACGGCGUGGACAUCACCGUCACGACGUCCAAGGAGGGCAAGCCGAAGGUCGAUGACGCUCGCACGACGAUCUACAAGAAGACAGGCAGCACGUACCUCCUGAAGAUGGCCACGUCGCGCAAGGUCUUCUCCGACGUGCAGAAGAAGGCUGGUGCCUUCCCGUUCAACCUGCGCAUCGUCGAGGACGAGAAGCGCGCACGCAUGGGUGUGCAGGAGUGCGUCAGCCACAACUUGCUCACGCCGUUCGAGGCGCUCGCCGACAAGGAGGAGUCCGCCGUCGUUGCGCAGGUCUUCCUCACGCUCGCAACGAACUCGAAGGGUGCGAUCCGCCUCACGCCGGCGCCGCGGUGGUACAAUGGCUCGGGCGAUGUCGUGAAGCCGGACGCAGAGGUCGGGGAGGCCACCAAGGCCCUGCUGGCAUCCGCAGUGCGCCAGACCAAGACCAAGGCCAAGAAGGCCAAGGCGGCCGACGUCCCGGCUGCCUGAGCGCAAGUCUCUGCUCUUGCUCGGCUCCGAGGGCAUCCGAGGGCCACCGAGCCGGCAGACACGCCUGCGCUGUCUUGCUUGGCCGUGCCCGUAGCCCACGAGCAGUCGAGCGCAACGCUGCAGCUGCCGGUCCGUGCUCGGUCGUGUGGCCACCUGCCGGCCUGCGUCUGCCAAAAUGAAAACACUCCGAACCGCAUCAGCGUCGCAUUGGGACGUGAAGGAGAGAGAGAGCAGCAAGGACGGGUUGA